AUGGGAGAGGAGACAUGGGAGAGGAGACAUGGGGGAGGAGACAUGGGAGAGGAGACACGGGAGAGGAGACAUGGGAGAGGAGACAUGGGAGAGGAGAUGGGAGAGGAACAUGGGAGGAGACAUGGGAGAGGAGACAUGGGAGAGGAGACAUGGGAGAGGAGACAUGGGAGAGGAGACAUGGGAGAGGAGACAUGGGGGAGGAUACAUGGGAGAGGAGACAUGGGAGAGGAGACACGGGAGAGGAGGCAUGGGGGAGGAGACAUGGGAGAGAAGACAUGGGGGAGGAGACAUGGGAGAGGAGACAUGGGAGAGGAGACACGGGAGAGGAGGCACGGGGGAGGAGACAUGGGAGAGAAGACAUGGGGGAGGAGACAUGGGAGAGGAGACAUGGGAGAGGAGACAUGGGGGAGGAGACAUGGGAGAGGAGACAUGGGAGAGGAGACAUGGGAGAGGAGACAUGGGAGAGGAGACAUGGGAGAGGAGACAUGGGAGAGGAGAGAUGGGAGAGGAGACAUGGGAGAGGAGACAUGGGAGAGGAGACAUGGGAGAGGAGACAUGGGAGAGGAGACAUGGGAGAGGAGACAUGAGAGGAGAGGAGACAUGGGAGAGGAGACAUGGGAGAGGAGACAUGGGAGAGGAGACAUGGGAGAGGAGA
Molecule: messenger RNA, 655 nt
Organism: Closterium sp. NIES-67
Lineage: Eukaryota; Viridiplantae; Streptophyta; Zygnematophyceae; Desmidiales; Closteriaceae
Source: the annotation of a GenBank genome assembly